AGGACGAAUGUGUACAAGUCGAAAUUCUCUUGGAAGUUCCCUUGAUCUCGGUGCUCAGUUUAUUUCUCGAAGUUCUAUUUUAACAUCCUUCCAGGAAAGAUGUUAUGAAGAACUUUUAGAAGUUGGCAUUUUAAAGCCUCUGCCACAAGUUAUUGAAGGAUUAAAAUCAACUUCUGCAGUUACUGAACAUUAUAUCUGUCCAAAAGGAUCAGGAUCUAUCAUAAAGCAUUUCUUAAAACCAAUAGAUGGAGAAAUUUUAUUUGGACAUAAAGUUAUCAAAGUAUUUUCUUCUAAUAACAAGUGGAGAGUGAUUUGUGAUAAUAAUUCAACCCAAGAAUUUGAUGCUGUUAUAUUUACUAUACCUGUGCCUCAAAUUUUGCAAAUUGAAGGGUUAACAUCAUAUAUUUCAAAUGAUGAACUUGAGAAGCUGAAAAUGGUUCAAUAUUCCUCUCGAUUUGCCGUUGGUUUAUUUUAUGACAAGAGUGACUCAUUUUUUCAGAAUCUUCCGUGGAUUGCAAAAUUUAUAUCAGAUAACCCUGUUCUUCGCUUCUGUUCAUUUGAUAAUCAAAAAAGAGGAGAUGAUCAUAGUACACCUACUGUAGUGUUUCACAGCACAAAAGAGUUCGGAAAGAAAAAUAUAGACAAUGAUCUUCAUACAGUUCAAAAGCUAUUUUUUGAAAAAAUAGAGGAAUUGCUUCCUAAUAUUCCAAAAGCAAAUGACGUGAAGUUUCAUAAAUGGCGAUAUUCUCAGGUAGAGAAUGCUUAUCCUGGAGCAACAGGCAGCUUGGUUAUUUCUAACCAACCUCUCCUGAUUGCUGGAGGAGAUGGAUUCUCAUACUCUACAUUUGAAGGUUGCAUUAUGUCAGCUGAGGAAAUUGUACAACGUGUGACAACUCAUCUCAAAUGAGUACUGUGGAUAUUUUAUAUUAAAAAUAAAAUCUCAAUAAAUAUUUUUAAAAUCUU
This is a messenger RNA of Uloborus diversus, 963 nucleotides long. Its product is annotated as renalase-like. The record is from RefSeq and is a predicted model, not a curated record. Lineage: Eukaryota; Metazoa; Arthropoda; Arachnida; Araneae; Uloboridae. Gene Ontology annotation, molecular function: oxidoreductase activity, acting on NAD(P)H. Bases 8 to 907 code for a protein of 299 amino acids. The transcript has 6 exons. Gene Ontology annotation, cellular component: extracellular region.